AUGACAACCGAUCAAAUAUUCAAAAAUGAUAUUUUGAAAGGAAAGGUGGCCUUCGUUACUGGAGGCGGUAGUGGAAUAUGUAAAGGCAUGACAGAAGCAAUGUUAAGACAUGGUGCAAAAGCUGCUAUUAUAAGCAGGAGUCAGGACAAGCUUGAUAAAGCCGCCGAGGAAAUGAGAAAGGAAAUUGGUGCUGAAGUCCUCGCAAUCGCAGCUGACGUUCGUAACCCAGAAGAUGUUAUUAAAGCUGUAGAACUAACGAUAGAAAAAUUUGGCAGAAUUGAUAUCCUUGUUAACGGUGCAGCUGGAAAUUUCCUAGCAUCUGCUGAAAAACUCUCUUACAGAGCUUUUCGUACUGUUGUUGAAAUUGAUUUAAUUGGAACUUUUAAUGCAAGUAAAGCAUGUUUUCCCCACUUGAAAAAAUCCAAAGGUGUUGUGAUUAAUGUUUCAGCUAAUCUUCAUUAUCAAGCAGGUGUUGAUGCUUUGACAAAAGCAUUAGCUCUUGAAUGGGGACCACAUCAAAUUCGUGUUAAUGGAAUUGCACCAGGUCCAAUUAGCGAAACAGAAGGUUUUUCAAAACUUGCCCCUUCUAAUUCUAAUGAAAAUGUCGCUCGGGAAAUGCCUCUUCAAAGAGUUGUCACAACAGACGCUUCUAGUUUUGUAACCGGAACUAUUUUAUUGGUUGAUGGCGGUGAUGCAUUAAGGAAAAUUUCCAUUAUGCCUUACCCAGAAAGUGUCCUUAAUCCUUUUGAUUUAUCGACAAAAAGUUUGGGCGCAAAAUUAUAA
This is a messenger RNA of Dentiscutata erythropus, 783 nucleotides long. The record is from the annotation of a GenBank genome assembly. NCBI's taxonomy places the organism in Eukaryota, Fungi, Glomeromycota, Glomeromycetes, Diversisporales, Gigasporaceae.